AUGUGGGAGACGACGAACACGCCUGCCAAUCUAGACAGAUUGAGUCUUCCGCCUGAUUGCCUCUUGCCCCGCCCAGCCCUCUGUGUCAGACCCGCUUCUGCGCAUGCGGGAACGCCUCGGGUCCGCGUUAUCCUGUGGAGCCUUGAGGCUGAUGAGUCAUUAUUCACAAUUCCUCACAAGAAAUCCGGCAGAGCACCGAAGGACGGGGGUUUGGAAUGUAGACUCAUUAAUAAGAAACAAGUGCCGUGUGGAGCCGUGAAAAGAGACCGCAGUGGGCUGGGCGCCCGGUCUCUGGCGGCCGCUGACCAGCCUCCCGGCCGCGGCUCCGAGGGCAGCAGGCUCGCCUCUGUGCCCUCGGGCAGACCCGCGCGCCCGGCCACGCGCCGGCUGUGCGCCCCCGACCACUGGGCCUCAAAGCCUGGGUGUCCUCAGCGCCCGGGCGUCUGUCUCUCUUCGCCGCGCUAUGCCGGCCCCAUCCCGUCCCCAGAGAGUGUCUCUUUGCCCUCAAGAAACCGGAGCGAGGGCUGCCUGGAAGCCUGGAACUUUCCAGGUUCUGUUGACUCAACGGCAAAAGGCGGGCUUUGUGUCCCUGAAAGUAGACGAAGGUGGUUUGUGAAGGUAGAUUUAAGAACUGGAGCAUGUCCCUCCCUGCCAGCAGGCAUGACUGAUGGAAGGUUCCCCGCGGUUCCCCAGCCCGGCCGCGGCCGGAAGCAGCAUCCCUCCGGCGCAGCUUCUGCCUUAGAGGCGGCUGCGGGGAUUAGGAAGCGCAAAGAACCAGUUGUUGGGCCAGCCCGCGUGGGAGAGCUCUGGUCCCGGUGUCCUCGUGGUGGCUUAAACCACACAGAAGUUGUUUUCACUUGAGCUGGACCCUUUGGAGCCUGGUUAAAAGCUGGUUCUGGUUCUCCUUUACUCCCCCCUCUGGCCCCACCUGCCCAAGGGUCUUCGAAAGUUCUCGAUCUGCCCCUGACUGAGGUUCUCUUAAGGCCUCCGUGUGACAUUCGGCAACAGGAGAGCAGGGGUGGAAAAAGCCCUGAAAUAGAAACGACUUCGACAUGUAUUCACACAAAUCAAGCUCCCCUAAGGGAGAGGCCAACACCAUUGAAACUUCGCGAAGCUCUGGAGGAAGACCACAACUUGCUGGCUGCAAACCUACUGUGUGUAUGAGACACGUUCACAUUCGUUUGCUCAUUUAAUCUUCAUAGUAUGAGGGUGAAAAAGCAGGCUACAAUGAUGCUACUCAAAGCAUAGAACAGCUGCCAGUCCACUAACUUUGCUACCAGUCUGUUACCAGGUAAGGAGCUUACAGCAGAAUUCAAAUCAAAUGUCAUAUCAAGUGGUGUAGUUCAUUUAUUUGGCACAUACCCAUAAACAUUAUAAGAAAAUGUAUUUUUUUACUUGUACUUAUGCAAAUACAUACUAGUAGGUACAUCCAGAGUUACUAAGGAAGAAACAGUCCUCAAAAAUGGUACAGUCUAGCAAGAAGCAUAAAAAGAAGGACAGUUAUUUCUGAAGAACAGCUGUAAUAAAGGGCAAAAUAUAAUAAGCAACCCAAGGAGUAGAAAGAUGGGAGGAUGGGAAGGAAAGAUCCUAUCUAGAUGGAUAUAGCCACAAAGGAACAUGAAAAGCGCUGGCCUUAAAUGGUCUUAACAGACAGAAAUAAGAUGGAAAAGUUUCAGGGUGUUCCAGGCAAAGCAAACAGCGUGUAGACAAACCAAGGCCUCGGAAAGCGUGAGAUAUCCAAGGAAUGGCAAAUGGUUUGUUUUCUAAGAGACAUAUAGUUAUAGGCAAUCAGAUCAGCAAGGGAGGCUGGGGCCAAAAUGGCCUUGAAUGCCAAACCAGAAAGCUUAUAUACAAUUUGGCGGCAAUGGGGAGCCACUGAAAGUUAUCAACAGGGAGAGAUAUGAAGGAGGCAGUGGGUAAGAUUAAAUCUGACAGCAAUGUGCAAGAUGAAUUGCUCUGACAAAGCUUUCUUUGUUCCUUCGCACAGGUGUGUGGAGAUGGAGACACCAAACUUCGGUGGUGAGAGCAUCAGAUCCUACAAGCAUAAAAGGCAUGGGGGCGGGGGGACACAGCUCUCUACCACUCAGCCUGGCUGCUCACCAGAGGAAAGUUUGAGAAACAUCAACAAAGCAUGUUCUGCCAUUGUUUCGAGGACACUGUUUCCACCCUCGUCUUUUUUUUAACAUCUGCAUCACUGAUUUGGAUAGCACAGACAACAUGAAGCCCAUGGACACACUGGAAGAUGAGAAUGGAAAUGACAUUGAGUAAGAGGUGAAGUAAUCAGAAAAAAAGGCAAUGAAUUUCAAUGAGAACAGUGCAAAGCCAUUAUCCAGCCAAGAAAAAUAAACUCCAUAAAUAAAAGAUGAUUAAUGUACAAGCUAUAAAUAAACAUAAGACGAAACGAUCAAGGUCACGGGAGAUAAA
Molecule: messenger RNA, 2424 nt
Organism: Sus scrofa (pig)
Lineage: Eukaryota; Metazoa; Chordata; Mammalia; Artiodactyla; Suidae
Source: RefSeq, a predicted model, not a curated record